AGUAUCAGGUUUUAUCGACUUAUAUACCUUAAUGCAAAGUCAUCCCACAUUAAAAGAUAAAGUGGUUCACGAAUACAAAAAUGGCAUUAGCUCCGUCGUCUCAAAUAACGAGAGCAACCAAGUAAAUCUACUGUGCGUUUGGGGAGUUGUUGAGUCUGCAUCUAAAACAGUUGACAAUCUCAAACACUAUGUGGCGUCUGCUAAUGUUUUGAAUACCACCUGCUGUUGCUGACAUGGUGAACAUGAUGAGAUAAAAUAAGUGCUUGGGCCGAACGGAUGAAAAGGGUCAUUCAUCUACUUUGUGGAAGAAUGGAAAUAGAUCCCAUAGAUGUGAGGGGAAAGCAUAUUGUUUGACAGUAUGGAUGAAGUGUGGUCGAGAAAUGAGAAACGUAGAUGGCUGCUCACAUUAUUUUUGGGGACCUCAGCUCUUUAUGCAAGCAGGACUUCUGUCCCCCUUGCUAUACCAGAAAUUACCAAGGAACGUGGCUGGAGCAAAAAAGACUCAGGGAUGAUACUGUCGAGCUUUUUUUGGGGAUACACUCUGACUCAGGUGUUUGGUGGUUAUUUGAGUGAUAGAAUUGGAGGACAAAAAGUAAUAUUAAUUGCUGGGAUUGGAUGGUGCAUUGUUACUUUUUUCAUGCCUCAAAUGAUAUGGCUGUUUUCAGAUACCAGUAUUUCUGUCAAUUUUAUUGUAUUCAUAAGAGUUUUGCAUGGAGCAUUUCAAGGUGUCCAUUUUCCCAGCAUGAGCAGCUUAACUGCACAGAAAAUUACAGAGAAGGAGAGAGCCUCAUUUUUUAGUAUCUUAACAUCAGGGUCUGCUGUUGGCACUCUGUUCACUGGUGUUGUGGGAUCAAAUGUGUUGGAAUAUUAUGGAUGGCCAUUUGUGUUCUACUGCAUUGGUUCCCUUGUUUUAUUAUGGAUACUUCUACUAAAUUUCUAUGCCCUGUCCCUAAACAGAAGAAAAAAUAACCUGUAUUUGCCUUCAAAGCCACACCCACCUCUUUAUAUCAAAGAAAGCUUGCCAGUACCAUGGAUGAGACUUUUUACAAAUCUUUCUUUCUGGUCUUGUGUGCUUGGACAUACAUGCCAGAACAAUUGUUUUUUUCUUUUAUUAUCAUGGCUGCCAACAUAUUUUCAUGAUAUGUACCCUGAUGCUAAGGGCUGGAUUGUAAAUAUGGUACCAUGGCUGUUCUGUAUACCUUGUACAUUUUUUGGUAGCUGGAUGUCUGAGAAACUUAUAAGCAAUGGCUAUGGUAUUACAGCUACAAGAAAAAUUACUGAAGUAUUUUGCUUGGGUUUGCAAGCCAUUGGAUUGGUGCUAAUACCUCUAGCAGCAAAUUACAAAUGGGCACUUGUUUGGGUGUCUCUUGCAAUAGGUUCAACUGGUUUCCACAACAAUGCGAUACUGGUAAAUCCUCAAGAUCUUGCUCCAAAACAUUCUGGUAGUGUUUUUGGAUUGAUGAACACUGUUGGAGCUAUACCAGGUUUCUUAGGAGUAUACCUAGCUGGGUAUGUGCUGGAGACAACAAAGAGUUGGGAAGCGGUGUUCCAGACAACUGCUGCAAUAAAUUUAAUUGGUUGUGUUAUGUACGUAAUAUUUGGAAGUGGAGAUUCCAUUGUGUGAUGUUGCCAGAAGCUUUUAAUGAACAAAGUAUUCAAUAUUGUAACACUAAUACAAACCAGAAGAAAUAGAACUCAUGGUCCAGUCUCUGUGCCAUUCAUUCAAAUUUUAUGUCAGUUGAAUGGGUUUCACAGACUUCUCCACUUCAGGAAGUGUAUGACUGGCAUGCAGAUUAUAAAUGGAAAGUUAAUUGGACAAGCAAAUCAGACUAUAAGUAUUCACUAAGACUUAAAUGGUACUAUAAUUGUUAGGUAGGCUCAGAGACUGAACUCUUAAAGUUUGGGUGUCAACAGAUGAGAGAAGGACCUAAGGAAGUCAAUGCCUACUUGUCUACAUUUUCUGGUGCUCCCAAGUACUGUAUGUAGAUUUAUGAUUGUGUGCUUGGCUUCAGACUGCCAGAAAGUAAUCAUGGUACUCAAUCUCUCAAACUUCAGUUGCUGACAGACAAAAAUUUCAAAUGGGCCUACUGUCUAGACCAGAGCUGAGGACGUGAGCUGCCCGCGGGCUUUUGUAUCACCUUUUGUCUUGUGGGCAUGAUGCAUGUGCAAAGAUCUCUUACUCAUGAACAGGACUGCCAAUAAUACACAAUUGACAGCUCGAGUUUGUAUUGACAUUACUAUUCUUUGCAUUGUCAUAAUUAUCACAGUAUGACAAUGUAAUGAAUACUUACAAGCCAAUAUAACAUGUACAUAGUACUUUCAGAAGUGUUGCCUUAAAAACCAAUCUUCUGUUAUAGAAAAGUGCCAUGGAAUGAAAAAGUAAUAAUAGUUACUUUGUAACAAUUCUGUCACAGAGAAAAGCAAAUGAAUUUAUGCAAGUGUGCAGGCAUUUUUGUCUCUUAAGACUUUGGAUGUUUUCAUGCUAGUUGGGAGGGGAAAAAAGGAAGAAAAUGUUCAAAAACAACAUUGACACCACUAGCCUACUUUACAAAAAUAUGGCACAUCGCCAUAAUCAGACCCCAGCUCUGCCAGGAAGGAUUUAAAACUGCUGAUGCCCUAAACCAUGCUAUUUCAAUUUAUCAACUGUUUGUACAACAAUGUCCAUGACAUGACUUAUUUCGGCACAUUUUGCCAGCAGAUCAGCGUGAGUUGGGAUGCUUUGUAUUGUUGCUGGUAUUUUCUGCUAGAUACCAACUUCUUUCACCAGUUUGUUAUUAAAGCAACUACACCAGACUUUUGACCACUCGUUGCAGGAGCUCCACCUGUUGCAAUCAACAAAGAUUUCCUCUACAGGAGUCCUAUUUGUCAUCAAGGUUUCCUAAGUAAAAAAGUAUGUCAUCACCCUUGGUUGUAUCAUGCAUUGGCACUAAAUCAAGGAGUUCCCUCAUCAAGUUGAACUCAGUGUCAACACCUCGUACAAGUACUGCAAGCUGAGUGUCAUGUGUUACAUCUGUGAUUUCAUACAAAACCACAGAGAGAGAGAGAGAGAGAGAGAGAGAGAGAGAGAGAGAGAGAGGGGGG
This is a messenger RNA of Schistocerca serialis cubense, 3081 nucleotides long. RefSeq names its product solute carrier family 17 member 9 (gene MFS18). Lineage: Eukaryota; Metazoa; Arthropoda; Insecta; Orthoptera; Acrididae. The record is from RefSeq and is a predicted model, not a curated record. Gene Ontology annotation, biological process: transmembrane transport. Gene Ontology annotation, molecular function: transmembrane transporter activity. The transcript is spliced from 8 exons. The coding region runs from base 359 to 1624 and encodes 421 amino acids.